AUGUGUGUGUUCAGCAUUCCGCAUUUGGCUGUGUUGAGGCGUUUGGUUUCCUCAGAUGCCUCAUGUAAGAUGAGGAAGAAAAUCAUAGGUCCCUCCUCUGAGAAGAAGUUUCGCGGCGUCCGACAACGACUGUGGGAGAAAUGGGUGGCGGAGGUUCGGAAUCUGGCAAGAAGAGUGCAUCUCUGGUUGGGAACCUAUGACACUGCCGAAGAAGCUGCUAUGGUUUACUACGAUGUCAUAAUUCGUCUUCAUGGCCCUGACGCAUUAACAAACUUCACGCCGCCGCAAAGAGAUUCUCCGUCUCCAUCUCCACUGCCGGCGGUGGCGGAGACUCUGGCGGAGGUUUGUGAAAUGAAGGUGUUGGUCAUCGAAGAAGCCUUUGGCUCCGGCUGCGAUUCCAACGAGUAUCAUUGCUUUCCUAGCUCCACCUCACCGCUUCAUAUUUUCAGGUUAUUGCUAUAUUAG
Messenger RNA from Glycine soja, 465 nucleotides. Its product is annotated as ethylene-responsive transcription factor CRF2-like. The transcript has a single exon. Bases 1 to 465 code for a protein of 154 amino acids. NCBI's taxonomy places the organism in Eukaryota, Viridiplantae, Streptophyta, Magnoliopsida, Fabales, Fabaceae. Gene Ontology annotation, molecular function: DNA-binding transcription factor activity; DNA binding. The record is from RefSeq and is a predicted model, not a curated record. Gene Ontology annotation, biological process: regulation of DNA-templated transcription.